AAUCCGGGCGGGGCAGCCACGAGCGCAGACGGUCCGGAGUCGUGGCGCCGGGCAGCGCGUCGCCUCCCUCUCCUCCCGCGCCGGCCAUGGCAGCGCUGCCCGGUGCCGCAGCCCCCCGGCUGCUCCUCAUCCCUAGCAAAGCAGCCGAGCCACCCGGCCCCGCGGCCGGCCGCCAUAUUUCCGUUGUCCUGCCGGUAGGAGCCGCCGCCAGCUCCUCGGACCUGGAGGCCCCGCAGCCGGCCCGCAAGCGGCAACGGCUCACUCAUCUGAGCCCGGAGGAGAAAGCGCUGCGCAGGAAGCUGAAGAACCGCGUGGCGGCCCAGAGCGCCCGGGACAGGAAGAAGGCGCGGAUGACGGAGCUGGAGCAGCAGGUGGUGGAGCUGGAGGAGGAGAACCAGAAGCUGCUGCUGGAAAACCGGCUCCUGCGGGAGAAGACGUGUAGCCUUGCUCUGGAGAACCAGGAGCUCCGCUGCCGCCUGGGCUUAAAUGCUCUGAAGAUGGAGGAGGAGAGCGAGUCCGAGGUUGUGAAGGAAUCACAGGUGGAUGAGAUUAGAUUGGUGACCGGGUCCGCUGAGCGCAGCACUCAGACUACGUGUUCCUCUGCAGCAGGUGCAGGCCCAGCAGUCACCAUUUCUGAUAACUUCCACAUGGAUUCUGAUGGCAGUGACUCUUCAGACUCAGAGUCUGAUCUCCUCUUGGGCUUUCUGGACAGUCUGGACCCAGAGAUGUUUUUCAAAUAUGCUGAUUCAGAGUCGACAUGCCUGGAAAAGCUGGAGGAAGAGAUCUGUGGAGAAACAAAUUCCAUACCAACCUCCCCCUCUCCCUCUUUGGGGUCCCCAUCAGCUAAGCUGGAGGCCAUUAAUGAACUGAUAAGGUUUGAUCAUGUGUACACAAAGCCCCUAAUACUGGAGAUUCCUGUUAAAAUGGGCAACCAAACCAAUAUGCUAGUGAAAAUUGAAGAAGUCUCUCUCUCUCCAUCUGAAGAUAAAGCUGUCCCUAAGGUCCCAGUAUCUGUGAAAGAGGAACCUGUAGACAGCUUCAUGCCUGAACUGGGCAUCUCUCAUCUGCUUUCCUCUCAUCAUAGCCUUCCAGCCUCAAGCUAUCUGUUGGAUGCCUGUAGUGACUCUGGAUAUGAAGGAUCCCUGUCGCCCUUCAGUGACAUGUCCUCUCCACUUGACACUGACCAUGCUUGGGAGGAUAGCUUUGCCAAUGAACUCUUUCCCCAACUGAUCAGUGUCUAACUCGGUAGUGUUAACUCCCCUUGGAUAACUAUCCUGGCAGGAUAACAGGAUAUGCCCCUUUGGGGUGGUGGUGGGGGAAAUUGAGUGUAUUCAGAAAAGCAUUGCUUAUUUCGACCCAUGCUAAUAGAUGGAGUGAUGGCCAAUGCAUUUCUCCUGCUAUGAAAAAGCCUAGGGUGUCCUGUCCUGCCUGCCCUCCCACCCCCACCAGUGGUGGCUUAUGAGGGAGGAAAGCUUGUUUUUCUAACUUGCCAAUUCCAUAUGAACCUGAAAAUGUUCAUUUUGUUUUACAUUUAAAAUAAUUUUGAAACCAAAAAUUGCAGUGGGAUAUUCAUGUAUAGGCAACUGGGUUAAAAACUAAAUAGUCUGUACAUCUUGCAGAUCUACUAUGUAAAUGCUUGUUUUCCAUUUGCUAUGUAGAGUUGCUUUUUCCAUUUAAUAUUUAACUGUAUUGGUGCAAUUAAAGUGCAAUGCAGCUCACUGACCCUUUUUUGCCUUGGAUCUCAGUGGGGUGGGAAGAUUAUUUGGGCCUUGCAGAAUUUGAAGCUAUAGAAAUUUUAAGAGAUUAGGUCACUUAGUGUCUUGUCCUUACACUACCAUAAUGCACCAAUCCAGCAGCAGUUCUAUGCUGUAUGUAGCUGGAUGUUGUAGCAGUUUCUUUCUGGGAGCACUUAAUGUUGCAAACUCUGUUCAAGGUAGAUGGGUUUGUAUGAUGGCCAGAGCUGUUAGAGCAAAAUCUACAGUCUGAAUAGGGAAUACAGGUAGCAGUAGCUUGAUGUCUGAAUAAAAUUCUUGUAAUAUCUUCCUGUUGGCCAGUAAUGCUAUUUGAAAUGCUCAUUCUGAGUGAGGGAGGGUGCGUUUCACGUGGCAUGUCUAGUGUUUGUGAAGCUGUGUGAGACAUACAUGGGGUGAAAAAGGUGCAGGUCCUAUGUUACCACAGGAAUUCCUGAAGCAUAAAAUUAACUUUGCAGGAGCUAAUUUCAAAUACCACAGUAGGACUUUUUUUUUGUCCUCAUACAUUUUGUUUCAAUGUCACAGUACUCAAAACACUUGAAUUGGAGUGAGAAGAAACUGAGAUUUUAUACUGAAAGUGUGAGAGCUGUUCCAGGUGUUCGCACAACUGUUCUUUGUUUCAGUGCUAUUUCAUGUCUUGCAUUAAAUUUGACAAAAAUAACUUGAGAUGGGGGAUGGGACAGGAGGGUAUUGGUCACUAACAUUCAAGGUGACAGGACUGCUUUGGAUUACAAACUUGAGCAACCUAGCUUGUUGUAAUAAAACAUUAUAUCUGAAUAUUGGAUAGUAAAAACUACAGCUAUGCAAUAUAGCAGAACCUUAAAUUAAAAAAAGUAAGUAGUCUGAGAAUAAGUUGCUUUACUUUCAAGCUGGAAAAUAGGGAUGGCUGCAAGAGAUCUCUUGGUACCUAAUAUAUGUUGCUGUGAGUCCAAAAAGCAAAUGGACAGGUGAGGAUUUGAUCCAUAGUUUUGCAUUACUUUUGUCAGUAUUAUUGGAACUUCAUAUGAAACUAAAAAAGUUCAAGUAUAGCAGAAAUAAUGUAAGGAAGAGGUUUCAUUUCUUUAAAACUCAGCUCUACAUUUUCUAGCUUGGAAGUUGAAGACACAGUUUACAGAAAUAAGCAUGCAGUAGUUGAAAGUAGCACCUGUAAAACAAUUGGUAUUUCACAUACUUUCCUCAGGGCUAUAGGAAGGUUGAGACUAGCACACCAAAGAUGCGCAGCCCAUCCCACUGCUCAUGCUUAUUUUUGUUUCUUCAGGAGCUGAUCCUAACUGUAGAUGAAAUGGAAUUUUUGCUGAUGUGUGCUAUCUCCCUUAGGAUAUCUCAGGUUAUCAAGGAUGUUUCUCAGUCCAGUUUUACUCGUGUGAUGUUUAGGAUUAGAAUUGCAUUUUUUGUGCACCUAGACAAGCUACUGUGACUAAAGCAAGCACUUUUUAAGCAUGACAACUGAUAACCAAGCAUUUUAAUAGCUACUGAAAGUAAGGCCUUUACCAAAAGAAAUGAAAAUCAACUAAUGAAAUCAAGUACAUAAAGUUAAUAGUUUUGCUGCCUGAACAUCUUUUUAAAGUCUUUCUUCCCUUGUUAAGGUAUGUGGGAAGAGUGUGAACAAGAGGUAAGAGGGCUUGCCAUAUAUUAUGCAUUAAUUUAAAUAUAGUUUCUGCUAUUAAAAACACUGUAAGGGCAAGUCUUUCUGCUGUUUUGGGUUAGUUGUGUUUUAGCUUAACUAAUGCAGCAAUAAAUGGUGGCACAGCAAAAAAUCUACACUGAGCAUUCAAGAACCUACCC
This is a messenger RNA of Haliaeetus leucocephalus (bald eagle), 3536 nucleotides long. It is a transcript of the gene XBP1, whose product is annotated as X-box binding protein 1. Lineage: Eukaryota; Metazoa; Chordata; Aves; Accipitriformes; Accipitridae. The record is from RefSeq and is a predicted model, not a curated record. Gene Ontology annotation, cellular component: nucleus. Gene Ontology annotation, molecular function: DNA-binding transcription factor activity, RNA polymerase II-specific; RNA polymerase II transcription regulatory region sequence-specific DNA binding.